This is a messenger RNA of Macrosiphum euphorbiae (potato aphid), 3150 nucleotides long. The record is from the annotation of a GenBank genome assembly. NCBI's taxonomy places the organism in Eukaryota, Metazoa, Arthropoda, Insecta, Hemiptera, Aphididae.
AUGCGUGUUGAACGUAGUCGAAGCCCUACUGAGCAGGUGACCAGUAUUUUAAAUGAAGCAGCUGUGGCUCCUGAUGAAAACACUAAACUUGAUUUACUACUUAAGGCUAAAGAAGUACUGUUGUAUCAAGAACCAAAAUUGUUACCACAAUUUAUUAAUGAUGUAAUUGCGUAUCAAAAUGAUCAUAGUUCAACAAUAAGGAAAUUUGUUGUGGCGUUCAUAGAAGAAUGCUGCAAUAAAGAAAAGUCGAAUGUAUGUGUCACAAUGCCAAAUGUAUUAAUGUUACUGGAAGAUCGAUCACUUGUGGUCCAAAAAAGAGUGGUUCAAGCAGCUAGCAACAUAUACAGAGCUGGAUUACAAUGGAUAUCAAUGAUUGAUUUACCUAGUUCUGAUCUAUCAAAUGUAUGGCAAGAUUUAUCCAAUCUGAAAUCGCAUGUAAUUAACAUGAUUGACAAUGAUAAUGAAGGUAUUCGUGCUCAAGUUAUGAAAUUCAUGGAAACCGUAAUACUUGUGCAAACUUACAAAGGUGAAGGUGGUAUAGAUCGUGAGAAUGAUAUGUCACUUGAAGAUAUACCUUUAACUCUUAAAGUUACCCGCCGUAGAAGACUUGAAGAUGAAGCAAAGGUAUUGUUUGAUCUUCUGUCAAGAUUUUGUCAUUCUGGUAAUGUAGGCUGUGCAAAUUUAAUGACUUGCAUAGGAUCAUUAACAUUGAUUGCCAAAUUCCGUGUGUCAUUUAUUGAAAAAGUUGUAACUAUAUUAGAAACAUUAACUAAAAACAUACCAAAUUCUUUAACUCUGAGUCAAUCAACCAAUGUUCAGAAAAGUCUAAAAUUACAAUUAUUAAGUUUAUUGCGUCUCCCUGCUUCAACUGAACAUCAGCAAACUAUUGGAAGACUAUUAUUGGAUAUUGGUGCUUCCAAUCAAGAAAUUAUGAAAGCACUUCAGGUUUUGUCAAAAAAUGAAGAUAGUAAAAAGUUAUUGCGAUCCUUAAAACGUAAAAAUGAUGAUAUAGAAGAUAAAAAAACAGAUAAAGAUGACAUUCCGGAAAAAAAGAGAUGUACUGAAGGUACACUACCAGAUCGCCAUAUUAAUACAGUUAAAGAGUGGGUACUUGGAAAAUUAUCACCAGAAUCCAUCACAAACCUUAUAAUGACAUUCAUGCCAAAAUUACCAUCAAAAUUGCCUUCAGCUUUUGUAACAAAUUAUACUCCAAUAGCAGCAGCUGGUACUGAUAGCCACAUUAAACAUGUUGCUAAAUUAUUAGCUACUCAAAUAUGUGGAUCAGAUAUUGUUAUUCCUGAUAUGAAGUACAUAAUCCAAAAUGAUGAUGAAUUAUUAGAAGGAGUAAAAGAAGAAAUUAUAAAAAUGGAGGAAGAAGAUAUACUUUUAGCUCAACCAGCAGAAUUAAAUAUGAAUAACUGUCAAGUCGAUCCUACUGAAGCUGAAGAACUAUCUAUUGAUGCUUUACUUAGAGUUCUAGACACUAGUAAAAUUGUUUUGUCAAAACAGUUUAAAGAAGUACACAUUAAAGCUAUAACUAAAGUGGCAGUUAUGUGUAGUGAUGAUUUUCGCAACACUAUUCUCGAUUAUAUAAAUCAGGAUAUCCCUAAAAAUAUGAAUUUAUGCUUAUCAUGGUUGUAUGAAGAGUAUAGUGUAUGUCAAGGAUUUAUUAAAAUCCCAACAGCAUUCAGAAAUACUCUAACUUCAGAACAAAAUUACAGUACUGUUUUAUGUGCACUUAUCAGAGGCGCAUUAGGUAUUGGAGAUCCCAAAGAAAAAGAAGAUGCUAUAACCACUUUUUAUUUUGAAAGUCCAUUUAUUACUGAUGAUGCUGUAGAUAUUUUGAAAGAAAUUUGUGGUGAUCAUGCAUUUGGUCUAUUCAUUCUUGAUGAAUUAGUUACUAAACGUCCUCCAAGACAGUUAGUGUAUUUAAAUGCACUUCUUUUCUUCACUUCACAUAAGAAUGAUAAAAUUCGAGAGAUUGCUUUGAAUUUUAUCAAUAAAUUGUAUAAAAAUAAAGAUUUGAAAAAUAUUAUUGAAGAAUAUGCUACUUUUUACUUGGGAUUCUUAAGAUUACAACUUCCCCCUGAUGUACUUUUUGGUCAUGAAACAGGCCGAUUGGUCAAAUCUGAAGUGUGGGAUGAAGACUCGACUACAGCUUGCUUAUACCUAUAUUUCAUGUUAAUGGCCGAUAACUACGAACUAAUUCAUGAAUUAGCAGCUGUAUUUUCUAACUCUCAAGGAGAAGUAAAACGUUCAAUUAUAAAACUUUUACCACAACCUAUUCAAAAUAUGCCAAUGAAUUCAAGUGAAAUGUUUAGACUUCUUGAGGACAUACCAAAAGGAUCUGAAGCAAUGAUAACCAGAGUGUUGCAUACUAUUACUGAAAAAGUUUUUUUUUUUUUUUGCUGCAUCGAACAACUAUUAUCAUUCAGAAACCUUCAGAGCAACAUUCCAGCUAUGAAAAACGUUUUGGCAUCUAAUGAACAUAAGUUUGAUGGUGAGGUGCACAGAUAUUUAUUCGACAGUAAUUUUAUUAAAAAUUUAUCCAAUUCAAUUGACCUGUUUGAUCCCUUAUGUGAACUUAUUAAUAUUUGUCAACAAAGCAAAACAUCAAUUGCUGAUGCAGCAGAAUUAUGGUUAAAUCUACCUAGCAAAAUACCUAGUGGAUUUGAAAGUUUUAAUAAUUAUAUUGCAAAUCGACAAAAGUAUGCUUUAAAUGAAUAUUCAUUAACCGCCAAUUAUUUACAUCCAAUUUACCAAAAACACCAUAAAAUGUCACCUGAGCAGAAGGACAUUGUUGAAAAUUGCAUUUUAAACUCAACUGAUAUUGGUACAAAUGGCUUAAAUAGCUUUAUUGAGUUUAAAGAAAAAAAAAAUUUAUUUGGCAUUUUAUUUGAAAAAGAUACUUUAACAGCAAAUUCAUUUUGGUCUUUUGCUAAACAAAAACAUCCUGAAUUAGCAGAUUUUGCAAACAAACAAUUAAGCAUACCAGCAUCGACAGCCCAGUUGGAGAGAGUUUUUUCAAAUUGGUCUUAUAUACAUAAUAAUUUGCGAAACAGAUUAUCUCCUGAACAUUCAAAAAAGUUGUUAGCAGUAUACUAUUCGCUCAAAAUAGAAGAAAAAGACAACCAAUCAAAUGAUUAUUAA